This is a messenger RNA of Lachnellula hyalina, 360 nucleotides long. Its product is annotated as Ergosterol biosynthetic protein. Lineage: Eukaryota; Fungi; Ascomycota; Leotiomycetes; Helotiales; Lachnaceae. Gene Ontology annotation, cellular component: endoplasmic reticulum; membrane. The record is from RefSeq and is a predicted model, not a curated record. The transcript has 2 exons. Gene Ontology annotation, molecular function: protein-macromolecule adaptor activity. Bases 1 to 360 code for a protein of 119 amino acids.
AUGACAUCGGCGGCCUCUGUCUUCAACACCGUCGCCUGCUACACCUCCCCCGCCAUCGCGCGUCGCACCUACCAAGGCCCCGCAGCAAGAGCCGAAGCAACGCCUCUGAGCGCACGCCUCUUCGGCACAUGGACCCUUCUGGCGUCGAUUGUGCGUGCCUACGCAGCCUACAACAUUGAUGACAAGGGAAUCUAUGCGGUCGCCUUGUCGACGUAUGCUCUUGCCUUGGCUCAUUUCACGAGCGAGUCGCUUCUCUACAAAACCAUGUCGUUUGCAAAUGGAUUGGCUGUUCCAUUCUCGGUGGCGAGCCUGACUUUGGUUUGGAUGGUCACUCAGUCGUCACACUACACGGCCGGUUGA